AUGUCUAUGAGCCUUGUUUGUUCGCGCAUUGGAGGGAGAUUCCAGUUGAAGACCAAGAUCAGUUCUGGGUCAUUUGGUACGUGGUAUAUUAGUCCGAGCUUGUCCUGCUCAUGCAGUCUACAGGUGAGCCUGGAGCACGAGGUCACCAUCUACAAGAACCUAGGACGAAUGCCCAGUAUCCCUCGUGCACCUUGGUUUGGGGCCGAGGACGGAUACAACGUCCUCGUCCUUGAUCUUUUGGGACCUUUGCUUGCCUCAUCGCCUCUAGGCAAUGAGCCUGUGUUUCGCCUUCAAGCUGUGUUGGCAAUUAGCAACCAAAUGGUGCGUAGUCUAGAUAUCAAACCUUCAAGUUUCCUCUUUGGCCCUGAUCUGCUAUCACAGAAGGUCUUCCUUGUCGACUUCGGCCUCGCAAAGCAAUAUUGGGACCCCAUCCAGCAUUCACACAUACCCUAUCGCGAUGGCUUACAACUCACUGGAACCGCACUCUGGGCGUCCAUCAAUGUUCACGUUGGCAUAGAACACUUGCGUCGUGAUGAUAUAGAGUCACUCGCAUACAUCAUCAUUUACCUUCUCCAUGGAUACCUCCCUUGGCAAGAUCUCACAGUUGAUGUUGCCAUCUUUCAGCGAAAGCAGUCGCUGUCUCCUACCGCUCUUUGCCUUGAUCUUCCCGUCGGACUCACCGCAUUUGUCGCAUACAUCUGUAGUCUCCCAUUUGUGGCAGACCCCAACUAUCUAUAUCUACAUUGUCUCCUUCAAACUGCUACUGAACGAGUCAGCUCCGAGUCCAAGCCGGCAUGCACUGGCCGACCAUACAAUGGCAAGGGGUCUCGCAGGCCGUUGACUGGUGAAGGCUCUGGCUACGGUUUUGGCAAGAAGCAGGCUGGCGUUGUGUAUGCUGAUAUUUCGUGA
Molecule: messenger RNA, 909 nt
Organism: Fomitopsis serialis
Lineage: Eukaryota; Fungi; Basidiomycota; Agaricomycetes; Polyporales; Fomitopsidaceae
Product: kinase-like domain-containing protein
Exons: 4
Coding region: 1-909 (302 amino acids)
Biological process (GO): endocytosis; peptidyl-serine phosphorylation; signal transduction
Cellular component (GO): nucleus; cytoplasm
Molecular function (GO): ATP binding; protein serine/threonine kinase activity
Source: RefSeq, a predicted model, not a curated record